AUGUACAGCAAUCUUGAUGUUAAAGAGAUCAAGGUCUUGAAUGGAUUUAAACUUAACAAAGAGACAGAGAACACUCUCUUUGAAGAUAGCAAAAAGACCAUUCAAUUAUAUAAUGGUCAGGAGCAACAAGUGUCCCUAGGGAAGCAAAUUGCAUCCAUUAAAAAGAGAAAGACAAAGAUAAAAUUUUCUUAUGACUAUUCGGAGAGAGAUGACAGGGACACACAACAAAAGGAGACUUAUAAAAGGAGAAAGCUCGGCAUAUUUGAUACUGUCACAAAUUACAUGAUAAAAGAAGUCCAAACACAUAAAGGAGGCUAUUUCGCAGUUAAGGAAAAGGAAACGGAGCUUAGAAGGAAAAGAGAAGCGGCAACAUACUUGGCUGCCAGUAGACGUCCGACAGGACCAAUCACACUCCGGGAACCGGCAUUGAAGACGAAAAAGGUAGCUGAUACCCUGCAAGGCAGAGUGAACAGGAAGCGAGUGCUGGAGAGUAUAGACAUCAGAAGCUUUGAGGGGUCCGAAUCCAGUGUUAAUAAUUUUCCAAACAAAGCAAAGAAGGAGGCUAAAGUGCCGGAGUUAAAAGGCAAAUUUGGGAAGGAUGAGAAUUGGCUAGUUGAUCUCCUGGGAAAGGCAAUGGAAGAGAGGCGGCAGGCGACAGCAAAUGUAGCAAGUGCCUUCUUAGUCUCAUCAGAUUCAGACAGCUUGGAGGAAGAUAAAGCAGUUGAUGGUUUUGCAGUAGUUGAACCAAAUCAACCACCCCGGAAGCCAUGA
Messenger RNA from Oldenlandia corymbosa var. corymbosa, 771 nucleotides. Lineage: Eukaryota; Viridiplantae; Streptophyta; Magnoliopsida; Gentianales; Rubiaceae. The record is from the annotation of a GenBank genome assembly.